Molecule: messenger RNA, 1095 nt
Organism: Coprinopsis cinerea okayama7#130
Lineage: Eukaryota; Fungi; Basidiomycota; Agaricomycetes; Agaricales; Psathyrellaceae
Exons: 5
Coding region: 1-1095 (364 amino acids)
Source: RefSeq, a predicted model, not a curated record
AUGCCCACAUCACAUCUCCCAAAAGUUUUCCAGGUUGACACGGAGCCCUUGCUCCAUCGAUCUAUCGUUAUCGACUCAAGCGACAAGGAGAGGGCCAACUUAUGCCUGGACAUGCUGUCCGCUCACCCUGAGCGGGCCAUAAUGGUUCAGAAUCUGAAGGUCAUGAUGAUUUCGCCAGACCGAAACUUGGUGGAUAAGAUUCUUGCCUGUGCGGAGCUGAUGAAGGGUCUGAAGCAUCUUGACCUCAAGAUUGGACUGGAUCCCAACUGGGAUGAUUAUCUGGUUCGCACACUGGUCCGUUGGCUCAUUUAUGAGGACCCAAAGGUAUACGACAUGGCCCUCACCGAUCGACACAAGGCCCUGGAAGUCGUCGGGUUCUGGUAUAUUCCUCGUACCACCCCGAAGGGCCUAUUGCGAUUCCUCCAAUUAAUAUUGUCAUGCCGCGCUGGGAAGUUGUGUGAAUCCCAGGCCCUCGAACCCUAUUGCCCUGGAGGCAUUGGAGAAGCUGGAUCCCGCCUCCCCAGCAUCUACGGAAUAAUGGACCUGGAUGGACUCAGCUGGUCUGAGGUCGGCAUCUUCCCUGGGCUUUAUGCUGCAGAGGAGCAAAGGCUCGCGCUUUGCCCACGAGUGGCCACUCAGCUCGACACCCUCCACAAGGAUGGGCUGAGGGUAACGAGUUUGUCGUUGCAUUGGUUUGGGUUGACCAACAACGAGUCGAGCGUUGCUGAGCUCGAGCCCUUUGCGGAGUCGAUGGCCGCAGCGUUCCCUGCUAUCCGAGUGCUGCGCAUCUUCACUCGGCCACCUAGACCAGCAGACAAAAUGGACUGUUACACCCGACUCGGAGCAGGCCUUGCUCCGUUGGCCAAGACGCCGAUGUGGAGAGUGGAUGUUCUUCCAUGGGGAGAUUCCGACAAAGAAGAUGGAUCACGUCUGACGCCCGCUGAACGCAGUAUGGCACCAGCAAGGUUUUCACUGAGCGUUGAGUUUCGACACCGACAGAAACGAGCCGAGUCAGCCGAGCGUGGCAAGUUCUGUCGGAAUUUCAAUCCCACAGCGCCGAGUCGCAACCCCCUCGUUUCACUCAACAUCGACUGA